Messenger RNA from Rasamsonia emersonii CBS 393.64, 1308 nucleotides. RefSeq lists its product as uncharacterized. Bases 1 to 1308 code for a protein of 435 amino acids. Gene Ontology annotation, molecular function: FAD binding. Lineage: Eukaryota; Fungi; Ascomycota; Eurotiomycetes; Eurotiales; Trichocomaceae. Gene Ontology annotation, biological process: secondary metabolite biosynthetic process. The transcript is spliced from 2 exons. The record is from RefSeq and is a predicted model, not a curated record.
AUGGGCUUCGAAAACCAAAGAAUAGCCAUCAUCGGAGGCGGCUUAGGAGGCAUGUCCUUCAUCAACGCCGCCCUGCACGUAGGCCUCACCAACGUCCAGCUCUACGAGCAAGCGGCCCAAUUCAGCGAGGUCGGGGCGGGCAUCAACAUCACGCAGAACGCGAAUCGCAUUCUGGACAGGUAUGGUCUGAGGGAGAGCAUGCUGAAGAAAUCCUCCCGCAACCUGCCCUGCUACAUGGAGUAUCGCAACUACCGGACGGGCGAGUACCUGGGCCACAUCGACGAGUUCGGCGAGCCCCGGGCGCGGUUGCUGCAUCGCGCACACCUCCUUGAGACGCUGAAGGAGCGCGUCCCGGACUCGGUCCUCAACCUCAACAAGCGGCUGAGGUCGAUCAGCAAGACUGACGACGGCACAGCGUACCGGUUGUUCUUCGAAGACGGCACCUCGACCGAGGCGGACAUCGUGAUCGGGUGCGACGGCAUCAAGUCGGUCGUGCGACGGGUAAUGGGCAUCACCGACUCGCCCAACUAUUCCGGCCAGGUCGUCUACCGGGGCUUUGUGGACUACAAGGACCUGCCCCCGGCGACAGCGCAGUUGUUGCGCAAGACGGUCAAUUUCCGCGGCCCCAAGCGGCACGUCUUGAUCCUGCCCAUCGGCAACGAGGAAUCGCGCACGGCCAGAGCGGCCAUCAUCGGGUUCAUGACCGAGCCGCUCGAGGCCUGGAAGUCGGAGAGCUGGAUGUCCCGGUCUCCCAAUGAUGAGCUGGAGGCACACGCCAAGGACUGGUGUCCGGCCGUGCAGCACAUCAUUGCAGGACUCCGCAAGGGAUCCCCGGAUAACAAGAUGAUGAAGCAGGCUCUGUAUGUGCGCGACCCGCUGGACAAGUGGUACCAAGUGAACGACAGCAACAAGGCGUCGGGGAUCAUUCUUCUGGGUGACUCGGCACAUUCCACCCUUCCUCAUCAAGGGCAAGGAACCUGCAUGGCCAUCGAGUCCGGCAUCGCCCUCGCCACCAUCCUCAAGUACUGGAAGGCCCAGAAUCAUGACCUAGGCGCUGCAUUCCAGUUCUAUCAGGACUUGCGCAAGCCUCGCACCGACCGGGUCACCCGGACGAGUUACGAGGCGGGCAAGCUGGCCAGCUCCGACAACCCGGAUCAGCUGGACGAGAUGUUCAACCCCGAGGUGAUCCUGGAGCGCAUGCGGUGGAUUAUGGAGUACGAUGUCCUGGAGGAUCUACGGUCCAGGAAUGCAUCUUGCCAGUUUCUGGACUUGCCGCAGGACUAUGGCCAGCUUCGUUCUACGCUGUGA